This is a messenger RNA of Corythoichthys intestinalis (scribbled pipefish), 1871 nucleotides long. RefSeq names its product ATP synthase subunit alpha, mitochondrial. The record is from RefSeq and is a predicted model, not a curated record. The transcript has 11 exons. Gene Ontology annotation, molecular function: proton-transporting ATP synthase activity, rotational mechanism; ATP binding; ADP binding. Gene Ontology annotation, biological process: proton transmembrane transport; proton motive force-driven ATP synthesis. NCBI's taxonomy places the organism in Eukaryota, Metazoa, Chordata, Actinopteri, Syngnathiformes, Syngnathidae. Bases 90 to 1745 code for a protein of 551 amino acids.
UCCCUUUUGCCCUCUCCUUCGCUUCUCUCCCUUCGUCCGCCAUCCUUCUCUCCGCUCAGGGAGCUGGAAGCCCAUCGUGAGACUCCAGCAUGUUGUCACUGCGCGUCGCAGCGGCUUUGGGCCGCGCACUCCCCCGCCGGGCUGGCUACGUGUCAAAAAAUGUUGCUGCAGCAUGUGUGGGAGUCAAGAACCUUCACACCACCAGCCCAUUUUUGCAGAAAACAGGCACUGCUGAGGUUUCUUCCAUCCUGGAGGAAAAGAUUAUGGGUGCAGAUACCAGCGCCGAUCUAGAAGAGACCGGUCGCGUGUUGUCCAUCGGUGACGGUAUUGCCAGAGUCUAUGGUCUCAGGAACGUGCAGGCCGAGGAGAUGGUGGAGUUCUCCUCUGGACUUAAGGGAAUGUCUCUGAAUUUGGAGCCGGACAAUGUUGGUGUGGUUGUAUUCGGUAACGACAAGCUAAUCAAGGAGGGCGACAUUGUCAAGAGAACAGGCGCCAUUGUAGACGUGCCCGUCGGAGAGGAGCUGCUGGGCCGGGUAGUGGACGCACUUGGAAAUGCGAUUGAUGGCAAGGGCCCCCUUGGUUCCCAGACCCGUAGGCGUGUAGGCCUGAAGGCCCCUGGCAUCAUCCCGCGCAUCUCUGUGAGGGAGCCCAUGCAGACUGGUAUUAAAGCUGUGGACAGUCUGGUACCCAUUGGCCGCGGGCAGCGUGAGCUUAUCAUCGGUGACAGGCAGACAGGCAAAACCGCCAUCGCCAUCGACACCAUCAUCAACCAGAAGCGCUUCAAUGAGGGCACGGAUGAGAAAAAGAAGCUGUACUGCAUAUACGUGGCCAUUGGCCAGAAGAGGUCCACUGUGGCCCAGCUGGUCAAGAGGCUGACGGACGCCGACGCCAUGAAGUACACAAUCGUGGUGUCGGCCACCGCCUCCGACGCCGCCCCUCUGCAGUACCUGGCGCCUUACUCUGGCUGUUCCAUGGGCGAGUACUUCCGCGACAACGGCAAGCACGCCCUCAUUAUCUAUGACGAUCUCUCCAAGCAGGCCGUCGCCUACCGUCAGAUGUCCCUGCUGCUCCGUCGCCCACCCGGCCGCGAAGCUUACCCGGGUGACGUGUUUUACUUGCAUUCCCGCCUGCUGGAGAGGGCCGCAAAGAUGAACGACAACUUUGGCGGAGGCUCACUUACCGCCCUGCCCGUCAUCGAGACGCAAGCCGGCGAUGUGUCUGCCUACAUUCCAACCAAUGUCAUCUCAAUCACAGAUGGGCAGAUCUUCUUGGAAACAGAGCUGUUCUACAAGGGCAUCCGUCCCGCCAUCAACGUCGGUCUGUCUGUGUCACGUGUCGGAUCAGCGGCCCAGACCAGGGCAAUGAAACAGGUGGCCGGUACUAUGAAGCUGGAGCUGGCCCAGUACCGCGAGGUGGCCGCCUUCGCCCAGUUCGGCUCCGAUCUGGACGCCGCCACACAGCAGCUUCUCAACCGCGGCGUGCGGCUGACCGAGCUGCUCAAGCAGGGCCAGUAUUCGCCCAUGGCCAUCGAAGAGCAAGUAACAGUCAUAUACGCUGGUGUGAGGGGACACUUGGACAAGAUGGAACCCAGCAAGAUCACAAAGUUCGAGAAAGCCUUCCUGCAGCACAUUCUGAGUCAGCACCAAGACCUGUUGGCUGCUAUCAAGGCUGACGGCAAAAUUUCCGAGGCCUCCGAUGCCAAGCUAAAGCAGAUUGUCCUCAACUUCCUCUCCAGCUUUGAGUAACGUGUGAUGACGCAUUCCUCUUUUUGUGUUGUGCUCCAUGUUCGCUUGUAGCUCGGGUCAGUUGUACUUUCCAUGAAACCUUAAUCUGUAAUGUACAGCCAAGAGAAUUAAAAGGAUUAAAAAAAA